This is a messenger RNA of Maylandia zebra (zebra mbuna), 1111 nucleotides long. It is a transcript of the gene barhl1a, whose product is annotated as BarH-like homeobox 1a. Gene Ontology annotation, molecular function: DNA-binding transcription factor activity, RNA polymerase II-specific; DNA binding. The record is from RefSeq and is a predicted model, not a curated record. Gene Ontology annotation, biological process: regulation of DNA-templated transcription. Lineage: Eukaryota; Metazoa; Chordata; Actinopteri; Cichliformes; Cichlidae.
GGAGGAGGAAGAGGAGGACAGAAGGGGGAAGAGAACAGGAGGAGGUGGGGGAGGAAGAGGACAGAAUUUUACAUGAAAAUGACGUCAGAGUCAAACUAACGCGUUUCCGGCUGCUGUGGCUCCACACCUGCUUGGUCAGACUCACCUGAGUCCGGGCGGAGAUGGAGGUGUCCGCCUCCGGCUGCUCCGGGUACCGGAUCGACUCUCUGCUCUCGCUCGGGGCGCUCCUGCCCCGGGCAGACCCUCCGGAGCUCAGCCCGGGGAACAGCAGCGGCUGCUCGGCGCCUUCAUCCCCGUGGAGGGAGCCUGCUCCCCGGCUGGAGCCUCCGCUGCUGCCCGCACCGCUUCAGCUGCGCUCCGCCUGCUCCUCCUUCCUAAUCCGGGACAUUUUAGCGGACUCUCACCCGGGACAGGUCUACUCUGAACCGGGACAACCCGGGCCGGAAGCCGAGCCAUUCCGGUCCGGACAGGAUGAAGAUUUCCAGGAUAAAAGUCUCAGCAGCUCAUCUUCAGACAGCGAAACAGUGCAGAGCGCCGGCUCCGACUCGGUGACGUCACGCCUCAAGAAACCUCGUAAGGCACGGACGGCGUUCAGCGACCAGCAGCUGGCGAGGCUCGAGAGAAGCUUCCAGAAACAGAAAUAUCUGAGCGUCCAGGAGCGCAUGGAGCUGGCGGCUUCGCUGCAGCUCAGCGACAUGCAGGUCAAGACCUGGUACCAGAACCGCAGGACCAAGUGGAAGCGUCAGUCUGCCGCCGGCUUGGAGCUGCUGGCCGAGGCCGGCAGGAUGUUCCUGCCCACGCACUACCUGUACCCUCCUGCCCCGCCCACAAUGAACCUAUACCUGUAUCGAAGCCACGCCCACCAACACCACCCAGCCCCGCCUCUGCUACCCCACAUUCUCACCCACACUCAGCCCCUUCCCCACUGACUAGGACUGGUUCCCUCAGGAACAAACUGCUGUGGCGGUGCCGGGGCUCAGGAGGCGGGGCUCAAGCAAGGAAACAACAGUGACGUUCACGUCUGGACAGCGAGUCCAGGCAGGAGUGCAGAGCCGUGGUCGAGCCACGAACUUCUCUGUGCGUUUCUGUAGCUCUGACUUCGGUUUUUACA